Messenger RNA from Eubalaena glacialis (North Atlantic right whale), 1452 nucleotides. Its product is annotated as collagen alpha-1(I) chain-like. The transcript is spliced from 4 exons. Lineage: Eukaryota; Metazoa; Chordata; Mammalia; Artiodactyla; Balaenidae. The record is from RefSeq and is a predicted model, not a curated record. Bases 1 to 1452 code for a protein of 483 amino acids.
AUGAGCUGGGCUGGAGCUCAGAAAGGGGUGUCCUGGGAGGGGCCCCCAGGUGCAGCCCCUCCCCCGGGGCCAGCCAGGGCCAGCUGGGAGGCCCAGCCUGGGCCCAGAGGGGAGAAGGAGGAGCAGAGGGGAGGUGCCGAGGAGGUCGUGGAGAGGGUUGUACAGCAGGGGAGGAACAAGUGUUGGCCAGGACGCCAGCUCCCAGUCCUGACCCCCCGGGACGCCUCCCUCCCCUGGCCCGAGGAAGACAAGUUCGUGGCCGGGCUCGGGGGUAGGGGUGGGGGUCCCUCUCACCCCGCAGCACGCCCCCACCGCGGCCGCCCAACUUCCCCGCCGAAGUUUGCUCCCGCCCGGGGCUCGGCCGCAGCUCGGCCCGGCCUCCGGACAGAGGGAGGUAAGGAGGGAGGAGAAAGACAGAGAGACGGAGGGACGGGGCCGGGGAGCCGGCGAGGGAGGGAGCGCGCGAGCCAGCGAGCGAGGGAGCAAGCGCGGGGGCCCCGGCGAGGGCUCACAAUGGCCCGGGGCGAGGCGCGGACGAGGGAGGGGGAGGCGACCCUCGGGUCCCGCAGCCCCCGCGCGACAGGCCAGCCCCCCUCGCCGGUUCCCUUCCCCACGGCGCGAUGCCUAGGGUCUUCCUACCUCGGCGGCGGGGGCGGUCGGGCUCCCGGCUGCGGGCUCCGGCGGUCUGGGGGCGGCGGGAGAGCGAGCGGGGGAGGGGGCCGGGCGGGCGGGGGCCAGGGCCCGAGGCUCACGGGGCGCAGGCUCCCCUGGCACGGCCGCCCGGCGCCCGGCCGCUCCGCCACAUCUGCAGCUCCGGCAGGGAAGGUGGCCGCGGCGGCCGGGCCGUGCGGGGAUGUCUUAGAGAGGGAGGGAGGAGGGAGGAGGGAGGCGGCGGGAGGAGGGACAGGCGGGCCGCGGAGGAGGGGUAGGAGGAGGGGCGCGGGGGGCGGCCUCCCUCCCUCCUCCCUCCCCCGCUGCUUCCCUCACUCCCGCCCUCCCAGCAAACCCCUCUCGCCGCCGCGGCCCCAGGUCCGGGGCGCCAGCUGCCAGGCGGGGCGUGCGCGUCGGGGGGAGGGGGCGGCCGGGAGCCGGCGCUGGGCCGGGGGAGGGGAGGAAGGGAGGGCGGCGCGGCCGGGGGAGCGGGCACCGGGAGGGAGGGGGCGCUGGGCCGCGGCCGAGCCGCGCGCGUCCUCCGCGGCCCCAUCCUUGGCUCAGUUCCAGGAACGCGCGGGCAGGGCCCGGCGGGCAGAGGCCCUGGCUCCGGAUUCGGGGCGGUGCAAGCCAGGGUUCGAGGUGGGCCUCAGCCCAUCCUUCCCGUCGGACGUCGGGCGGGUCCUCGCCCUGCCCUCGGCCUCAGGUUCCCGUGGAAUAAGGAGGAGGCCCCACCGCGGUCUUGGUCCCAGCAGUUGGGACAACCUGCAUUGUCAGGCCGAGCGCCGCUGGGGUCCUUGA